Molecule: messenger RNA, 1338 nt
Organism: Stereum hirsutum FP-91666 SS1
Lineage: Eukaryota; Fungi; Basidiomycota; Agaricomycetes; Russulales; Stereaceae
Product: MFS general substrate transporter
Exons: 13
Biological process (GO): transmembrane transport
Cellular component (GO): membrane
Molecular function (GO): transmembrane transporter activity
Source: RefSeq, a predicted model, not a curated record
AGGUUAUUACCUAUAUUGACCAUCCUUUAUCUCCUGAGUUUCUUGGACAGAUCAAACAUCGGUAACGCAAAACUAGAUGGUCUUACGACGGAUCUCGGUGUUUCGGGGCCUGCGUAUAAUACCAGUCUUGCCUUGUACUUCAUCGGCUACGUGAUCUUCGAAGUCCCUUCAAACGUACGUAGAUUCAACCCUCAAUUCUGGCUCCCGCUCCUCACUCUCGUCUGGGGAAUAGUCUCCGUCUGCCAAGGGCUGGUCACUAAUCAGGCCAGCCUCCUUGGCAUACGGUUUCUGCUUGGAGUGACGGAAGCCGGCCUGUUCCCUGGAUGCGUCUACCUCUUCUCCGUGUACUAUCGCAGACACGAGAGGCACUGGCGUGUGGCCACCUUUUUUGGAGCGGCAGCUCUUGCAGGCGCAUUCGGUGGUAUACUAGCGUUCGCGAUUGGCAAGAUGGAUGGCAUCGGAGGAAAAAGAGGCUGGGCUUGGAUAUUCAUCCUAGAAGGUCUCCUGACCAUUGUCGUCUCCAUUGGAGCAUUCUUUGUCGUACCAACCUGGGCCUACAAAGCUAAAUUCCUCACUGAAUCCGAAAGAGAACGACUACUCUCCAGGCUUGCAGCAGAUUCGGAUGCCGCAGCAAAGGAAACUUUUGCUUGGAAGUAUGUGGUGCAAGCCCUGACAGAUCCUUUGGUUUGGGGUUAUGCUCUCCUCUUCCACGGCUAUGCCUUUGCUCUAUACUCCUUAAGCUUGUUCUUGCCGACGAUUAUUGCCGGACUAGGCUUUGCGUCCUGGCAAGCACAGCUGCUGACCGUACCGCCAUAUGCAGUGGCCAGUCUUGGAAUAUGGAUGGCCGCCUGGCACUCUGCGAAGACCCGGCUGCGUGCUCCCUAUAUCGUUGGCAGCGCUGGCGUGGCUAUCAUCGGUAACUAUAUCAUCCAUGGAAUAGCGGGAGCCCAAUACUUCGGCGUCCAUCUAGCUACGCUCGGCGUAUAUGUUGGCAACGCACUACUACUCAGCUGGCCAUCCGAAAACAUAUCGGGCCAAACCAAACGCGCCACCGGCGUCGCGAUGCAAAUCGGUAUAGGCGACCUCGGCGCCGUGACGGGCGUCCUACUCUACCGCCCGUCCUUCUCUGGCCAUCAGUUCCGCAAACCGCACAUCAUCAGCAUUGGGUAUUUGGUGUUUGCGAUCGUCAUUGCAAGUGUGCUGUGGGCGUGGAUGAGCCGCGAAAAUCGUAGGAGGGAGAGGGAGAUCUCUGAUGGAGAAGGGUGGGAUGAAAGUACCAGUCCAGAGAAGGCAGUGGAGUUGGGAGAUAGACAUAUUCUUUGGAGAUAUCAAUUGUAG